This is a messenger RNA of Manduca sexta (tobacco hornworm), 658 nucleotides long. Its product is annotated as 14 kDa phosphohistidine phosphatase. Gene Ontology annotation, biological process: peptidyl-histidine dephosphorylation. Gene Ontology annotation, molecular function: protein histidine phosphatase activity. The record is from RefSeq and is a predicted model, not a curated record. The coding region runs from base 123 to 596 and encodes 157 amino acids. Gene Ontology annotation, cellular component: cytosol. Lineage: Eukaryota; Metazoa; Arthropoda; Insecta; Lepidoptera; Sphingidae. The transcript is spliced from 3 exons.
CAGUCAGCUGGCAACUGUCAGGUCAAAGAUGUCAUUAUCACGCAUGUCAAUUUGACAUUUUAAUUAAAAAUAGUCGCCCGCUGCCCGCUAUUCAUAGGUUAAAUUGUUUUGUUACUAUACGAAUGAUAUAUAAAUUCCUAAACAAAUCUCAUUCCAGAAGUGUGCGUUUGUUAAUAGAUCAUCUUUCUGGUACUAAGUCAGCUCCAUAUUGCCAACAAAUCAUUAGAACAAUGUCAUCUACGUCCUUGGAUGCUCUGCCAAAGGUGGACAUUGACCCAUCUGGAGUAUUUAAGUAUAUUUUAGUAAAAGUAUAUGAUAAAGAAAAAGACAAUGUUGAGCCAUCCAUUACCAUUGUCAGGGGUUACAAAAGGUGUAACUAUCAUUCAGAUAUUUUUGAUGAGGUCCAAGACAAACUACAUCCCUUAGAUUGUGAACCAUUAGGUGGAGGCAGGAUAUCCCAUGAGCCUGACAAUAAAAAGAUUCACAUCUAUGGCUACUCUCAGGGCUACGGCAAGGCUGACCAUGAGAUUGCAGCUAAGCUUAUUAAAGACACUUACCCUGAUUAUGCCAUCAGUGUGAGUGAUGAAGGAUACUAAUUAGAAACUGCACAUUUAUUUAUGUUUUAUAAUUCUUACUAUUAAAGUGUAUCACAUUUGGA